GGGCGGAGCCCGAGUUUAGGAAGAGGAGGGGACGGCUGUCAUCAAUGAAGUCAUAUUCAUAAUCUAGUCCUCGCUCCCUCUGUUGCUGUACUCUGGGUGACUCAGAGAGGGAAGAUUCAGCCAGCACACUGCUCGCGAGCAAGUUUAGUGAUACUCUGCUGACUGGCAGAGCCAGGAGAAGUAGAUGUCCACACCCACAGACCCAGCUGCAAUGCCCCAUCCUGGGCCUUCCCCGGGGCCUGGACCCUCUCCUGGACCAAUUCUGGGGCCCAGUCCAGGACCAGGACCAUCCCCAGGUUCGGUCCACAGCAUGAUGGGGCCCAGUCCUGGACCGCCCAGUGUCUCACAUCCUAUGUCAACAAUGGGCUCUGCAGACUUUCCACAGGAAGCCAUACACCAGAUGCAUAAGCCCAUGGACGGGAUACAUGACAAGGGAAUUAUAGACGAUGCCCACUGUGGAUCCAUGAAGGGCGCCAGCAUGCGCCCACCACACCCGGGAAUGGGCCCUCCACAGAGCCCAAUGGAUCAGCACAGCCAAGGUUAUAUGUCACCACAUCCUUCUCCUUUGGGAGCCCCAGAGCACGUCUCCAGCCCUAUAUCUGGAGGAGGCCCAACCCCACCCCAGAUGCCACCGAGCCAGCCAGGGCCACUCAUCCCAGGAGAUCUGCAGGCCAUGAACCAGCCUAACAGAGGUCCUUCGCCUUUCAGUCCUGUCCAGCUGCAUCAGCUUCGAGCUCAGAUUUUAGCUUACAAAAUGUUGGCCAGGGGCCAGCCCCUCCCUGAAACCCUGCAGCUUGCAGUCCAGGGGAAAAGGACCUUGCCUGGCAUGCAACAGCAACAGCAGCAGCAGCAGCAGCAGCAACAGCAACAGCAGCCCCAGCAGCCUCAGCAGCAGCCCCAGCAGCCUCAGCAGCAGGCGCAGCCACAACCGCAGCAGCAGCAGCCUGCCCUUGUUAGCUACAACAGACCAUCUGGCCCUGGGCAAGAGAUGCUGAUGAGUGGCCAAAGCACCCCACAGAAGCUGUCAGCACCGGCACCCAGCGGCCGGCCGUCGCCCGCACCCCCAGCCGCUGCCCAGCCCACCGCCACAGCUGUGCCCGGGCCCUCGGUGCAGCAGCCUGCCCCAGGGCAGCCGUCUCCGGUCCUGCAGCUGCAACAGAAGCAGAGCCGUAUCAGCCCAAUCCAGAAACCGCAAGGCCUCGACCCCGUGGAGAUCCUGCAGGAGCGAGAGUACAGACUGCAGGCUCGCAUAGCUCAUAGGAUACAAGAACUGGAAAGUCUGCCUGGCUCUUUGCCACCAGAUUUACGAACCAAAGCAACUGUGGAACUGAAAGCACUUCGGUUACUCAAUUUCCAGCGUCAGCUGAGACAGGAGGUGGUGGCCUGCAUGCGGAGGGAUACCACCCUGGAGACGGCCCUCAACUCCAAAGCAUACAAGCGGAGCAAGCGCCAGACCCUUCGAGAGGCGCGCAUGACGGAGAAACUGGAGAAGCAGCAGAAGAUAGAACAGGAGAGGAAACGGAGGCAGAAGCACCAGGUCCUUAAGCCUUUGCAUACCCUUCCUGGUCAGAGGUGUCCCAUGGGGUCAGUGGUCGGGGCUGAAGAUGAGGAGGGCUACAGGAAACUCAUUGACCAAAAGAAAGACAGACGCUUAGCAUACCUUUUGCAGCAGACCGAUGAGUAUGUGGCCAAUCUGACCAACCUGGUUUGGGAGCACAAGCAGGCCCAAGCUGCCAAAGAGAAGAAGAAGAGGAGGAGGAGGAGAAAGGCUGAAGAUGAGGAGGGCUACAGGAAACUCAUUGACCAAAAGAAAGACAGACGCUUAGCAUACCUUUUGCAGCAGACCGAUGAGUAUGUGGCCAAUCUGACCAACCUGGUUUGGGAGCACAAGCAGGCCCAAGCUGCCAAAGAGAAGAAGAAGAGGAGGAGGAGGAGAAAGAAGGCUGAAGAGAAUGCAGAGGGAGGGGAGUCUGCCCUGGGACCCGAUGGAGAGCCCAUUGAUGAAAGCAGCCAGAUGAGUGACCUGCCCGUCAAAGUGACGCACACAGAAACUGGCAAGGUCCUCUUUGGUCCUGAAGCACCCAAAGCAAGUCAGUUGGAUGCCUGGCUGGAGAUGAAUCCUGGGUAUGAAGUUGCUCCCAGAUCUGACAGCGAAGAGAGUGACUCUGAUUAUGAGGAAGAGGAUGAAGAAGAAGAGUCCAGUAGGCAGGAAACGGAGGAGAAGAUACUGCUGGAUCCAAACAGUGAAGAAGUUUCCGAAAAGGACGCCAAGCAGAUCAUUGAGACUGCGAAACAGGAUGUGGACGAUGAAUACAGCAUGCAGUACAGUGCCAGAGGGUCGCAGUCCUACUACACGGUGGCCCAUGCCAUCUCCGAGAGGGUAGAGAAGCAGUCUGCCCUCCUCAUUAAUGGGACCCUAAAGCAUUACCAGCUCCAGGGCCUGGAAUGGAUGGUUUCCCUGUAUAAUAACAAUUUGAAUGGAAUCUUAGCUGAUGAAAUGGGGCUAGGCAAGACCAUCCAGACCAUUGCACUCAUCACAUAUCUGAUGGAGCACAAAAGACUCAAUGGCCCCUAUCUCAUCAUUGUUCCCCUCUCGACUCUGUCUAACUGGACAUAUGAAUUUGACAAAUGGGCUCCUUCUGUGGUGAAAAUUUCUUACAAGGGUACCCCUGCCAUGCGACGCUCCCUUGUUCCCCAGCUACGGAGUGGCAAAUUCAAUGUCCUCCUGACUACUUAUGAAUACAUUAUAAAAGACAAGCACAUUCUUGCAAAGAUUCGGUGGAAAUACAUGAUUGUGGAUGAAGGCCACCGAAUGAAGAAUCACCAUUGCAAGCUGACUCAGGUCUUGAACACACACUAUGUCGCCCCCAGAAGGAUCCUUUUGACUGGGACCCCGCUACAGAAUAAGCUCCCUGAACUCUGGGCCCUCCUCAACUUCCUUCUCCCUACAAUCUUCAAGAGUUGCAGCACAUUUGAGCAGUGGUUUAAUGCUCCAUUUGCCAUGACUGGCGAAAGGGUGGACUUAAAUGAAGAAGAAACUAUCUUGAUCAUCAGGCGUCUGCACAAGGUGUUGAGACCCUUUUUACUGAGGAGACUGAAGAAAGAGGUUGAAUCCCAGCUUCCAGAAAAGGUUGAGUAUGUGAUCAAGUGCGACAUGUCAGCUCUGCAGAAGAUUCUGUAUCGUCAUAUGCAGGCCAAGGGGAUCCUCCUCACUGACGGUUCUGAAAAAGAUAAGAAGGGGAAAGGAGGUGCCAAGACGCUUAUGAACACUAUCAUGCAGCUGAGAAAAAUUUGCAACCACCCAUAUAUGUUCCAGCACAUUGAGGAAUCCUUUGCUGAACACCUGGGCUAUUCAAAUGGGGUCAUCAAUGGGGCUGAGCUGUAUCGGGCCUCAGGAAAGUUUGAGCUACUUGAUCGUAUUCUGCCCAAAUUGAGAGCAACUAACCACCGCGUGCUGCUUUUCUGCCAGAUGACGUCUCUCAUGACCAUCAUGGAGGAUUACUUUGCUUUUCGGAACUUCCUUUACCUGCGCCUUGAUGGCACCACCAAGUCUGAAGAUCGGGCUGCUUUGCUGAAGAAAUUCAAUGAACCUGGGUCCCAGUAUUUCAUUUUCUUGCUGAGUACACGAGCUGGGGGCCUGGGCUUAAAUCUUCAGGCUGCGGACACAGUGGUCAUCUUUGACAGCGACUGGAAUCCUCAUCAGGUGUGCAUAUCUACUUGGGCGCCAAGGCUUUCCCUCUGGAGAGGAAGGGAAAGAUUAUCAGUUUCAUCACUCACAUUUAUAGGACAGAGCACAUUUCUAAAUGACCGGGCAAUUUCUCCAAAGGAGAAAUAGCCCAGCCAAUUAUUA
Messenger RNA from Cricetulus griseus (Chinese hamster), 3850 nucleotides. The record is from RefSeq and is a predicted model, not a curated record. Lineage: Eukaryota; Metazoa; Chordata; Mammalia; Rodentia; Cricetidae.